AGCUUGAAAAAGAGAGAAAAAGAAAAUGGCAGACACAGGCAAAGGAAGCUCUGUUACUGUCUGCAACGAUCGCUGUGGCUGCCCUUCUCCCUGUCCCGGAGGCAAAUCCUGCAGGUGCAUGAUGAGAGAAGCUUCUGGUGGGGAUCAAGGGCACAUGUUGUGCCCAUGUGGGGAGCACUGCGGCUGCAACCCCUGCAACUGCCCCAAGACCCAAUCACAAACCCAAACCUCCGCCAAGGACUGAACCUGUGGUGAGGGCUGCACCUGUGCUACUUGCGCCACUUAGACCUCCCUAGCUAUGUCUAUACCAUACUUGUAUAAUAGGUACCAGCUAGUUGAUCUGAAAUAAAUCUGUGUAUUAGGUCCAGGUACAACGAAAUAUAUGUUUCGUAUGCUCUGCUCUUGUCUUAUGACUCAUAAAGUCUGAAGAUCCUGAGGGUCUUGGACUAAUACAAUCCACUAACUAAGUCUCCUAAAACUCAUUUGUCAGUGAACAGAAGGAGAUAAAUCUUUGAAAACUGAAUGUGUAACAAUUUGCCAGUGCCCCAAGCAGGCCAAUUCGGAAGGCUAACACUAAGACCAAUUGUUUCCUGAGCUUCUCCUAGACCUUGAGAAGGUCUGUACUUGGAAAAUCUAGCUUGUUUAAGGAAACACCUCCAACGCUUUACCAGCUGAACACCAAAAGAGAACACUGAAUGUGUUCAUCACAGAAAUCACAUCGUCUUUUCGCUUUACCGGACUUUAAAAGAAACAUUCAACAAUUGCCUAAAAUGAAAGCAGAAGAAAGUCAUUCAUGGUUUCAAAAAUCGUAUACUGCAAUGGGGACUAUAAAUUGCUUGCUAUGUAACAGAGAACUCACCUUCUAUUCUAAGUUGGGUAGUAAGUUUUUGCAGGAUAGUCUUUAGUUUGCAAAUGUAUGUUUUAUCUAACUGCAGAGUCAAAGAAUCUAAAGUGUGUAAAAGCUCAAAGUUUCAGUUCACUUGUGAUUGCUA
Molecule: messenger RNA, 992 nt
Organism: Arabidopsis lyrata subsp. lyrata
Lineage: Eukaryota; Viridiplantae; Streptophyta; Magnoliopsida; Brassicales; Brassicaceae
Product: metallothionein-like protein 4A
Exons: 2
Coding region: 26-244 (72 amino acids)
Molecular function (GO): zinc ion binding
Source: RefSeq, a predicted model, not a curated record